CCCAUACACACGCAGGUAAGUCCGCGAGUAAAUACGCACAGUUAAGCUCUCGAGCAAAACUGAACGCGAGUUUUCGCCAUACAUUAUUCACUUCAGAUUCUCAGUUUUAAUGGAAUUGUUUAGAAGAAGAUUUAAUGUGGUAGUGUGGUUUACUUGUUAUACAUAAAUAUUCUCAUAUGAUGACUUCUGAAGAAUCAAUAUUAAUUGCAAUUGGUCUUUUGCUUAUUACUAUCAAAAACAAACAAAAUAUGAAAAAGAUAUCAAAACGUACUAAGUGGACAAAAGCAUGGCUUUCCAAACGUGACAAAUUUUCCCAUGUUAAUUUAUUGACUGAAUUAAAACUGCAGCCCGACGACUAUAGAAAUUAUUUAAGAAUGGACGAAGAAAGUUAUCUUGAAUUAUUAAAUUUAGUAACACCUCUUAUCAAACAUUAGGACACAAGAAUGAGAAGAGCGAUAACACCUCAUGAGAGAUUGAGUGCCACUCUCAGGUUUUUAGCCACAGGAAGAAGUUAUGAGGAUCUGAAGUUCACAACAAUAAUAUCAGCACAAGCAUUGGGACGGAUAAUUCCUGAAACAUGCAAAGCAAUUUGUAUUGUUUUAAAAGACUAUGUAAAGAUUUUUUGAAACCGUUUGCCCAACGAGAUCUCUCAACACCUAAAAAAAUAUUCAAUUAUCGUCUUUCGCGUGCAAGGAACGUUGUUGAAAAUGCGUUUGGCAUUUUAGCUAGUAGAUUCAGAAUUUAUCACACAGAAAUAAACAUGCAAAUAAAAAAUAUCGAAUCCGUUGUAUUAGCAACCUGCGCGCUUCAUAAUUUUCUUAGACAAAAAAGCAAAGAUUAUUUGGGAUUCAAUUACACUGAUAUUGAAGAUGCUUUCAUUUAUGAAGAAGAACAUGGAUUUACAAAUUUAAAACGAGGACAAAAUAGGCAUGCUUCGGACCAAGGCAAAGAAGUUAGGAACGCAUUUUUGGAAUAUUUUAUAACUGAUGGAAAAGUUUCGUGGCAAGAAAAUGCUAUAAAAUAAACAUAAAUAUUCCCUUUUUAUAAAAUUAAUCCUACUUUGUCAAGUGUGUAAACUUUUUGAACUGAAUUAAAAUAUAAAAAAUGUUUCUUAAAAAUGUUGGUGCAACCCAUCCAGAAUAUUGUACUGAUAGUACUUUUGCUUAUAGCUUACUAUUUUUUUUAUUAAAUCAAAGAGUAAUGAAUAAAUUGGUUUAUUUUUUAAAAACUUACAAAAACACUCCUUUUAUUUAUGUAAUGUAACAUAUUGUGUAACAAAAAAUGUUUAAUAAUAACAAAUAAACAGAAGUACUAAACCUUUAA
Onthophagus taurus is the source of this 1323-nucleotide messenger RNA. Lineage: Eukaryota; Metazoa; Arthropoda; Insecta; Coleoptera; Scarabaeidae. The record is from RefSeq and is a predicted model, not a curated record.